GGAGCAGCAGGAGCAGCAGCAGCAGCAGGAUGUCGGCACUGGGCGCGCUGCCCUUCCUGAAGCCCGCUCACCUGCGGUCCCCCGGCUGCUCGCCCAGGGGCCAGCGGCGCCACACGCUGCCCGCCAGCGAGUUCCGCUGCCUCAGCCCCGAGGAUGCCACCAGCGUGUUUGAGAUCGAGCGGGAAGCCUUUAUAUCUGUCUCGGGGGACUGUCCCCUCCACCUGGACGAGAUCCGCCACUUCCUGAACCUGUGCCCAGAGCUCUCCCUCGGCUGGUUCGAGGAGGGGCGGCUUGUGGCGUUCAUCAUCGGCUCCCUCUGGGACCAGGACAGGCUCAGCCAGGAAGCCCUGACCCUGCACAGGCCACAGGGCACAGCCGUGCACAUCCACGUGCUGGCCGUGCACCGCACCUUCCGGCAGCAGGGCAAGGGCUCCAUCCUGCUCUGGCGAUACCUGCAGCACCUGCGGUGCCUGCCCUGCGCCCGCCGAGCCCUGCUCAUGUGCGAAGACUUCCUGGUGCCCUUCUACCAGAAGUGUGGCUUCCAGGUGCUGGGUCCCUGCCAGGUGACCGUGGGGGACCUGUCUUUCAUCGAGAUGCAGCACCCGGUGAGGGGACACGCCUUCAUGCGCAGGAACAGCGGCUGCUGAGACCCGCCCCGUGCCGGCCCUGCCAGGGGGGCUACAG
Molecule: messenger RNA, 684 nt
Organism: Apus apus (common swift)
Lineage: Eukaryota; Metazoa; Chordata; Aves; Apodiformes; Apodidae
Gene: AANAT
Product: aralkylamine N-acetyltransferase
Exons: 3
Coding region: 30-647 (205 amino acids)
Biological process (GO): melatonin biosynthetic process; circadian rhythm; response to light stimulus
Cellular component (GO): cytoplasm
Molecular function (GO): aralkylamine N-acetyltransferase activity
Source: RefSeq, a predicted model, not a curated record